Molecule: messenger RNA, 1056 nt
Organism: Truncatella angustata
Lineage: Eukaryota; Fungi; Ascomycota; Sordariomycetes; Amphisphaeriales; Sporocadaceae
Product: 3'-phosphoadenosine 5'-phosphatase
Exons: 1
Coding region: 1-1056 (351 amino acids)
Biological process (GO): phosphatidylinositol phosphate biosynthetic process; sulfate assimilation
Molecular function (GO): 3'(2'),5'-bisphosphate nucleotidase activity
Source: RefSeq, a predicted model, not a curated record
AUGUCUUACGCCAAGGAGCUCGAGAUCGCCCAAUUGGCCGUCCAGCGCGCCACCAUCCUCACCAAGCGUGUCUUCCACGAGAAGGCCAAGGGCACCGUCGACAAGAACGACAAGUCCCCCGUCACCAUCGGCGACUUCGGCGCCCAGGCUCUGAUCAUUGCCGCCCUCAAGGCCAACUUCCCCGAUGACGAGAUCGUCGCCGAGGAGGAGGCUGCGGGCCUCAAGGAGAACUCCGAGUUGAAGAAGACCGUCUGGGAUCUCGUCAAGUCCACGAAGCUCGACGACGCCGCCGCCGAGCAGCUGCUGGGCGGAGAGGUCAAGACCGAGGAUGACAUGUUGACCUACAUCGACUACGGAAACUCAAAGGGUGGCGCCAAGGGCAGGAUAUGGGCCAUUGACCCCAUCGACGGCACCAAGGGUUUCCUGAGAGGUGGCCAGUACGCAGUGUGUCUCGCUCUCAUGGUCGACGGCGAGGUCACAGUCGGUGUCCUGGGCUGCCCCAACCUGCCCGUCGACGACGAUGCCCGUGUGACCACCGAUAUUGGCAAGGAUGCCACCGACGAAGGUCGCGGUGCCGUCUUCUCCGCCGUGCUUGGUCAGGGUGCCACAUCCCGUCCACUCUCGACUGCUGGUCUCGAAAAGGAGCGCAAGAUCAACAUGCGACCCAUCACAGAUAUUGCAGCUGCGACCUUCUGCGAGUCCGUCGAGGCCGGACACUCGUCGCACGGCGACCAAGCCGACAUUGCUUCCAAGCUCGGUAUCACGAACCCUUCCGUCAGGAUGGACAGUCAGGCCAAGUAUGCCAGCAUCGCCCGAGGCGCCGGUGACAUCUACCUGAGGCUGCCAACCAGCAAGACCUACCAGGAGAAGAUCUGGGACCACGCUGCUGGCGACCUGAUCGUGCGGGAGGCCGGUGGCGCUGUCACCGAUGUCCACGGUAAGAGGCUAGACUUCACGGUCGGCAGGACGCUGGCGAACAACAAGGGAGUUGUCGCUGCGCCCGCUGCUACCCAUGCCCAGGUCCUCAAGGCCGUGCAAGAGGUGCUCAAGAUUUAA